Molecule: messenger RNA, 565 nt
Organism: Grammomys surdaster
Lineage: Eukaryota; Metazoa; Chordata; Mammalia; Rodentia; Muridae
Product: A-kinase anchor protein 7 isoforms delta and gamma-like
Exons: 4
Cellular component (GO): cytosol
Molecular function (GO): protein kinase A regulatory subunit binding
Source: RefSeq, a predicted model, not a curated record
AUAGAUGCCAAUAACUGUAAACAUAUAUCAAGAGAAGAGGAAGAGGCAGGGGAACUGGAAACCAGCCCUGUAGGUUCUCUGGCAGACAUGCCGUUUGCUGCUGUAGACAUCCAAGAUGACGGUGGAGUCCCUGAUGCACCUCAAGGAAACCCAAAGAGAAACAAAGAAAAUAGAGGUGACGGGAAUGAUCACGUGAAGAAGAGGAAGAAGGCCAAAAAGGAUUAUCAGCCCAACUAUUUCCUGUCCAUUCCAAUCACCAACAAAAAGAUUACAGCUGGAAUUAAGGUCUUGCAAAAUUCAAUACUACGACAAGAUAAGCGACUGACCAAAGCCAUGGUUGGCGAUGGCUCCUUUCAUAUUACCUUGCUAGUGAUGCAGUUGUUGAACGAAGAUGAGGUAAACACUGGUACCAAUGCGCUUUUGGAAUUGAAGCCAUUUGUUGAGGAGAUCCUUGAAGGGAGGCGCUUGACUUUGCCCUUCCAUGGGAUUGACACUUUCCACGGUCAGGUUGGCUUUGUGAAGCUGGCAGACGGAGAUCACGUCAAUGCACUCCUGGAGAUAGCAG